CUUCCGUCGGUCGUUCCUUCCUUCCUGCUCCGCCUGCACGUUUCGCGAUAUGGGUUAGAGCCUCCGAUCCAGCAGCACCACCUGAGGAUCCCGGAAGCCGCCCCCGCAAUGGAAGAAGACCAGGAGUUGGAGAGGAAAGCAAUUGAAGAAUUGCUUAAAGAGGCAAAACGUGGCAAAACGAGAGCAGAAACGAUGGGACCUAUGGGUUGGAUGAAGUGCCCCCUCGCCGGCGCGAAUAAGAGAUUUCUGAUUAACACGAUUAAGAACACGCUGCCCUCCCACAAAGAGCAGGACCCUGAGCCGAAAGAGGCCACGAAGGCACCUGCGAAAAGCCAGAGCCGGAGGGAAGAGCACCGCAAGGGGCACCGAGGCCACCCUUACAAGCCCAGCUCCCAGAGCCGGGGCGCGCGCGGCGGCCCCUCGCCACCGCCGAAGCGGAGCAGCCCGGAGAGGGGCCCGGCGAGGGGCCCGGCGAGGUACGAGAAGCGGUCUGACAAGCGGUGAGGCCGGGACCGCGCGGCCGCUGCCUCCGGGACUGGGGCUUGUGCGGACGCGGGGUCGGGGCACGGGCCUCGGGCUGGAGUGGUUUUCAGCGCCGGUCCUUUGCGGCGGCGACACGGCUGUCCGCGCCCGGGGACUCGUCUGCAGGCGGCGCGGCAGGUUUCGGCCACUCCGGCAGCGCCCCGCGCACGCGUGUGGUUUCUGUUCUCUCUCGUUCGCCAGUUGGUUUCGAAAUAAAUCUGAAACGGAAACAAAGUUCCCCGAGAUGGUUACGACUAGUUCCAGGGUUGUUUGUUGGUUUGUUUCAUGUGUUCCAAUCGUGGUCAUUUCUCAAGUUUUCUCCAAAAAACAAAAA
This is a messenger RNA of Acinonyx jubatus (cheetah), 856 nucleotides long. Its product is annotated as protein POLR1D-like. Bases 109 to 504 code for a protein of 131 amino acids. The record is from RefSeq and is a predicted model, not a curated record. The transcript is spliced from 3 exons. NCBI's taxonomy places the organism in Eukaryota, Metazoa, Chordata, Mammalia, Carnivora, Felidae.